CUCUCCUGUACAGUCUGUAACCCAAGAAGCUCUGAACCGGUCGUGUUAUUAAGAGUUGUUUUUACCCGUUGUUUUAUAGCGAGCAAGAUACAAAAAAUCAGAACUUAUAACUGAGUGGUAUCUGAAAUAAUUAAUUUGGUUGUAUUUGCCCAGUCAUCAGAAUGGCUAGCCAACUGAAGUAUUUAUGUGGAUUUGGUAGUGAAUUUGUCUCUGAAGAUCCUCGUUGUCCUGGUUCUGUACCAAGUGGGCAGAACAACCCGCAGAAAUGUCCUUAUGGUCUGUAUGCAGAACAGCUGUCUGGAACGGCUUUCACAGCUCCACGUACGGAGAACAAGAGGUCUUGGCUGUAUCGAAUUCAUCCAUCAGUAAUUCAUCAUCCUUUCAUUCAUUUAAAGAGUAAUCAUAUUUCCCAUGACUGGAACCAGACCCUACCAAGUCCCAAUCAGAUACGAUGGUUGCCAUUUGAUAUACCAACUCCCAGUGAGGUUACUGACUUUGUGGAUGGUCUUCACACUGUAUGUGGAGCUGGGGACCCUCGUACUAGAUCAGGCAUAGCUAUUCAUGUUUUCUUGUGCAAUACUUCAAUGAAGGAUAAAUGCUUCUAUAAUGCAGAUGGAGACUUCUUAAUUGUCCCACAGCAGGGAGUUCUGGAUAUCACUACAGAGUUUGGCAAGAUGAGAGUGGAGCCCAAUGAAAUAUGUGUCAUACAGCAAGGGAUGCGAUUUUCUGUCAGUGUCAGCGGAUCAACACGUGGCUACAUCCUAGAAGUAUUUGCUGCCCAUUUUCAAUUGCCGUAUCUAGGACCAAUUGGAGCAAAUGGUCUUGCCAACCCCCGGGAUUUCUUAUGUCCUGUGGCAUGGUAUGAAGACAAAGAUGUGAAGGGCUAUCAGGUGGUAUCCAAGUUUCAGGGCCACUUGUUUCAAGCUGAGCAGAACCACAGCCCAUUUGAUGUUGUUGGUUGGCACGGCAGUUAUGUUCCAUACAAAUACAAUCUGGCCUUAUUCAUGGUCGUCAAUGCUGUGCAGUUUGAUCAUUGUGAUCCAUCCAUUUUCACGGUGCUGACAUGUCCAUCCAACAGGCCAGGAACAGCCAUUGCUGAUUUUGUAAUUUUCCCUCCGAGGUGGUCUGUGCAAGAGAACACCUUCCGCCCACCCUAUUAUCAUAGAAACUGCAUGUCUGAAUUCAUGGGUCUGAUAUUUGGAAAUUAUGAGGCAAAGAAAGAAGGAUUUCAGCCUGGUGGUGCUACACUGCACUCAGUGAUGACUCCUCAUGGGCCUGACACACAGUGUUUCGAAGAAGCUACCAAUGCAACUUUGUGUCCCACCAGGGUGGCUGAUGGCACACAGGCCUUUAUGUUUGAGAGCUCACUGAGUCUUGCUGUCACAAAGUGGGGUGAAGAAACAUGCCAAAAGCUGGACAAGAAUUACUAUAAGUGCUGGCAAGGUCUCAAGAAACACUUCAAUCCAAAAUGGCAACCUGAUGUGCUCUAAAGGUCCAUUCAACUUUCAAACACGAUAUAUUCUAAACCAUAGCACCCACUCCUUCCUGUAGGUGUUGCCUGAAACUCCUUCAUAUAUCCAGGUAUAUAAGUAGUUGGAAGAUACAGCACAGUGAUAUAAAACACAAGAGAUUGGUUGAAUGUGUGAAGUGACAUGUAAAGAAACUCAAUUGUCUGUCACUAAGCCUACAUAUUGUUCUAGAUUUGUCACCAGUAAUGAGACACAAAUGUAGCUUGUAGUAAUCUCUUCACCAGCCUGCAUUUUGGGGUUACACACAUUAUGGUAAUUUGAGUAUUUUGUGCAUCAUUUCACUUCACACAUAACUUAUUAACUAAUUCUGUGGGGCAUACUUUAGAAAUUGUUGGCUGGUCAGCUGCCUUAUAUUCAACCUCAGGUUCAUUACUCUGUUCACAAGUUGCAACCAGAUGUUAUCCUGAACUAACUGAAUUUGUUCCACUCCUGAUUUAAGAUGCAUUUUAGUGUUAUCCUCCCAUCUGUACUUCAUGAUGAUGAUGAUGAUGAUGAUGAUCAUCAUCGAUUCAACCUUUUGAUCCCUUCCAUUCCUCCAGAAGAUAGGUUGAACCUUCUAGCAAAGCUUUCGGUGACCAGUGGACCUUCUUUCAGGUGUAGUUCAUUAAGUGCUUUGGAGUAUGUUCUCAUUCUGUCCUUUCAUCUUGAAUCCAGUCUGUUAUUCUGAAUCUACCCUUCUCAAAAAUAUAUCUUCUCCUCUUUUAAGGUUUUGUAGCCUUUCUGAUUUUGCCAUGUGAACUAUAUGACCUGUAUUCCUCUCUCUCCACAGAUAAUACAUGUCCUGGUCACUUAAUUCCGUAUAUGAUCAUCUCCAUAGUAUUGGGUGAAGAGUGCAGAUUAUGAAGCUCUCUGUUAUGUUUGCCUAUUUCCCUACUACUACUACUUCCUCUUUUCAUUUAAAAUUAAGUUCUUUUUUUUUUUUUUUAGGAUAGGAGUUGUAAAGUUUCUGAACUGAAUGAUAGCAAGCAUUUCCUUAAUUUAAUGGGUCAUUCUUUGGGAACAUAAAUGUGACUUACUGUAAUUCCUAAAUAUUUUACCUACACCAUAUUUUUUAAGGUUUAUUAGCUAGCUUCAUAUUAUGAUUUUCUCCUGUAUUUCUGUUAUGAGAUGUAAAUAUAUACCUAAGUUUCCUGUGUUUAUUUUUACACCAACCCCUUUUUUAGUAUCUAAUGAAACUUCCUUUUCUUUAUGGUAGUUAUGUUUUAGCCAAAUAAAUAAUCAGCAGCAGCAUAAACCUGAAGUUGAUGUGAUGUAUUCAAUUUCAGUCCUCCCUGAUUUUCUUCAGUGUUCUUACUGGUGUAUUCUGAAUCACACUUAAUACAAUGGUAACAAAGAAUCUAUUUGAAACUACACUGAACAGGACCAAUUUGGACUCUUAGAGUCAUGCAUUCUUAACCUUGAAACUCAAUAGAGUAAGUAGUCAACUUCAAGCCUAGAUUGCUUUAACCCUAGAGAGAACUGCUGAUAGCAACUGAAUGGAAGGCUGGUUGGACCACAGAAAGUCUUGAUAAUGUGAAGAGAAAAUCCUACCACUCAUGGGAAUUGAACCCUGAUUCCUCAGUCAUCCAGUCCACAGCCUAGUCACCAUAUAAACUUGGCUCUCUCAGCUCAACAGCAUUAUACUUCUCACAGGCUCUAUUGAAGUCUAUACACAGAUGAUGCAGUAUAUCAUUAUGUCCCCAGGAUCUGUCAAAUCCAGAAUCAUAGUAGUGUAUCAGAAACUGCAUGGAUCCCCAAGUCAUAUGUAUGGAGUUAAUGGUGAGAAUAGAAUCCUGGUUGAAAUUUUGUAUUAGGUUGAUAAGAGUGAUAUUUAUCAGUAGCUACUAAGUUCUGCUCAUACUCAAGCACAAUACCGUAACAUUACAUUCCUUUACUGCUGUCCCAUUCCUCCUUAUUUCAGAUCGAAUUCAUAUAAAUUCAUUCCCAAUCGUCAGUUUGAAAAUAUUUUCUCUCUCCUUUUGUACUCUGUAUCUACUGCUUACUCAAUGCUACAGAACCUGUCCAAAGCCAAAAACCCCUUACAAGAUUUAGUAACAUGCUCAAGUGGUGGGACCAUACUUUUGGUUGUCCACAAAUUCAUAUUCAACAUAUUCACAGGUACAUUCCAUAUGAGGUCAUCUCCAUCUGCAACUUGAAGACUCAUCAUGCUGUGAUGACAAGGCCACUUAAAAUGGUAUCACACAUAAUAUAUGCAAUAAAUAAGGCUUUUAUGGAAUUAAAAACUGGUGAAUUCAAGUGGCCUUACUAGCCAACUGCAGCCACCAAACAUUUUGAUUAACAAAUCCUUAUAACACUGAUUGGUGUAGAGCCUAGAUAAUGAAUACCAAAACACAAUUUGAUACCAGCAUGACGAAACAGACACCUGUUUCAAACGUGUGAAAAUCCAUUAGUGAAACAUAAGGGAAUUGUAAAAUCUUUAAAUAAAUGUAAGUACGAGCAUUCACUUUGGUGGCACAGAACAUGAAGGAAAUAUAUAUUCAUCCUAUUCCAAAAAUUUGUCCUCUAUUUCUGAAUUGAGUACCCUUCACAGGAGCAAAUGCAGUGUCUUCCAAUGUUCAGCUUUCAAAUAUCUGCAAUUCAUGGUCUGAGUUGUUCGUCUUGGCACAGAACACAACUAUAUAAAAUGAUGGGAAAACAGUUUUCACAUAUAAUCUUUGGUGUAUGAGAAAUCUGGCAACAACAUAAAUAUGUAGGGCUUACGGUUAUGAUGAGUUCCACUUCUGGGAUAUAAUGCCGUGCAGUCCACUGAAAGAAAACCAACAUUUCAGAGGAAUGUGUUUCCUUCAUCUUCAGUAUCGAAGAACAAGGUUGCAAGAAACCAGUGUGAAAAUAGGAAGCAAGCAGAGGCUCUUGCUAGGCUUGUUCUGUGACCCUGAAGAUGAAGGCGACACACUCCUCUGAAACAUUGGCUGACUUUCUCAAUAGAUUACAUGGCAUCAGAAGAACUCAAAACAAUAAAUUUUUAAUCACGUAAUAAGCAAUUUCUAAACUGAUUCUCCUUUUUAUUCUGUUGUGAAUCUCGCUUUUGUUUUUUAUUUCUCCACAUACUUAAAUUCAUACACGUCUUAAAUUAUGUCUUGUUCCUCAUGAUUUCAUGUACUUUGAUCUGCAUUUGUUCUGGCUAAUAGUAAUGGAUGUAUACAGUUGUCUUCAAAAUUUAAUGUAAAUACAUAUGCAACACUAUUGAACAAUUAACACUAACUGUUUCACACUUCAGAGAAAUGCAAACAAUGAUAUUUAUAGAAUCAUAAAAGAUGCAAGCAUAAACCACAAAGAAUGCCCACCUGCCAGAUAAGAAAUGUGUAUAGGUACCAUUAAAAUAACAUGUUACAUAUAAAUACGAAAAUGUGGCUAGAAUUACUCCUGAAUUUGAUAGAUGGAAAAGGGAAUAUGUCCACAUCUCAGUCAGCAUGUAUGUUCCCUCUUUCAACUGAUACAGCUGCUUUAUUUAUUCUGAAGACUACUUAUUGUGGCAUGCUGCUUACAGAAUUUGCAAAGUAUCUAGUAAAAACUAACACAUUUAUUCAUGGUAUAUACCAACAUCAUCUUUAAAAUUAUACAUGAAAGUGGAAUAUUAGGUUCAUAAAGUCAUUUUCUAUUUAUUGACAUGUUUUCUGAUUUCUGCUCCUGGCCAGUCCUCCUAGCAGAAAACAUUACAGUAAAAGUACAAACAUGCUAAUUCAUAAUACUGAGCUGAAAUUGCAUACUGAGAUUUGAAAAUGUCAUUACUAUUAUAAAAGUUAUCUGCCAAGCCAUUUGACAUUCACUUUCCUCCACAGCGGAAAUAUGUUCAAAGAGGAUACAAACCCUUGGAAAUCAUUAACUUUUAGAGUUGAAGCUUACAAUAAAAACCAGUGUGUUACAGGUGA
This is a messenger RNA of Cryptotermes secundus, 5398 nucleotides long. RefSeq names its product homogentisate 1,2-dioxygenase (gene hgo). NCBI's taxonomy places the organism in Eukaryota, Metazoa, Arthropoda, Insecta, Blattodea, Kalotermitidae. Gene Ontology annotation, molecular function: homogentisate 1,2-dioxygenase activity. Gene Ontology annotation, cellular component: cytoplasm. Gene Ontology annotation, biological process: L-phenylalanine catabolic process. The record is from RefSeq and is a predicted model, not a curated record. Bases 162 to 1490 code for a protein of 442 amino acids. The transcript has 10 exons.